AGCGUCACAAUACGUAACAUCAACUUUUUAUCUAUUGUUUUAUUUUUAUUCAAUUCUGUUUUAGAGAGCCUUUCUUACGCUGUGAUUAUGGUAUAUAUUUUGACUGAUUCAGUGUCACUUGGUUGUUGCUCUACAUUACAUCAUACACUGCUGAGUCAACAGUAGGAAGAGUUACUGUAUCACUCCAGCCGCUGUUCCCUCCCUCAUUCUGAUCAAUCUCACACUGUCAAACAACACAGCUUCAGAUCGGCACAUAGUUCACGAAAUUUUAAGGACAAAAACGACGAGUUUUAACCCGGAAUCAACGCAGGGUACAACUUUAUACACCUUAGUACGGACAGAUAUGAACACGGACCAGGAAGAGCAGGAAGACGAACUGCUCGCUCUCAAUAGUAUCUUCGGCUCAGAGGAAUUCGUCCGAAACGAUUCGAACAAUGGCCGACUGUUAGUUGAACUUCCGUCCAACUUGACUGUGUCCAUGACAGAAGGUGAAGUAGUGAGCCAAUAUGAAAUAUCAUUCCUUCCACCUCUGCUCUUGACCUUUGAGCUUCCAGCAGACUACCCAUCCUCCUCACCUCCAUCCUUCAACCUCGCCUGCAGCUGGCUGACACAUCCACAGCUGUCUGCGCUGGGCUCUCAUCUUAUUGACCUCUACCAGGCCACAGGGGGCACUGUGAUACUGUUCUCCUGGGUGCAGUUUCUUAAAGAGGAUGCCCUUAAGUUCCUGGACAUCCACACACUACUGGAUCUCUCCUCAGAUGAAUACAAAACUCCACAGUUCAGCCAGGACUCACCAAAUACCAAAGCUAGACACACUCUGGGCAUCAGAGUGUCAUCGGACGUCACAGAUCUGUCUUCAUCAUCUGCCAAAGAUCAAACUUCACAAGGAGCUGCUGCUUUGCCAGUCCAUGGCAAAGAAUCCACUGGUCUGGUCUUAAGUCCCUCACAGACAGUCCUGUCCCAGCUCCUGAUACACGAUGCUGAACAGAAACAGAAGGCGUUUAAUACGACAGUGUUUGACUGUGGUGUGUGUUUUGUGGGCUGGCCUGGUUCAGAGUGUGUUCAGUUGCCAGAGUGUGGUCAUGUCUUCUGCCAGGCUUGUCUGUCUGAGUUCUGCAGGCUACGGAUCACGGAAGGAAACGUCCACGCUGUCACCUGCCUACAGACAGACUGCAGGACCAUCCCCACCCCUGCACAGGUCAGAGAUUUGGUUGGUGAUGAGCUGUUUCGCCGCUACGAUCGCCUCCUACUGCAGUCAUCUCUGGACCUCAUGUCUGAUGUGACGUACUGCCCUCGCAAAACGUGUGGUUCUCCAGUCAUCGUAGAGAAGUCCAGCAACGCCGCUUUGUGUUCUGUCUGCAACUUUGCCUUCUGUGUCACCUGCAAAAAAACCUACCAUGGAACUAACGACUGUCAGACCAAGACAAACGUGAAGAAUCAGAUUCAAGAAGACCCACAGCAGGGCACUGUUGACCUGCCACAAUCACAAGAGGGAAUGAAGUCUCUGAUGGAAGACUACUUGGGCGGCAGCAAAGAGAGACAGCGCCUCCUGCUGAGCAGAUAUGGUUACCAGUCCUUUAAGGUGAUUCUGCCAGACUAUCUAAGCGAGGACUGGAUCACUGUUGAAUGCAAACACUGUCCUCACUGUUUCUGCAAAAUACAGAAAAAUGGAGGAUGUAACAUCAUGACAUGCUCUCGAUGCAGACAGCGUUUCUGCUGGCUUUGCCUCAAAAGGCUGUCCUUCCCUGUAGAUAAUGGUCACUUCGAGAUUGGCACCUGCACUCAGUAUAGCUAUUGAUUAGUCACCAACACCACAGAGACAACAGAGUCAACAUCCUUUGCACAUGUAAUAUAUAGUCAACACCUGCAGCUGCUAAUUCUCUUGAAAAAAAAAUACAGUAAUGUAAUCUAGUCAGUGCAAAUCAUUUACAGUACAAUGAGAAUAAGAUUAUUAUUUAUACAGAGGGGAAAUUUUCCACAUUCAUUUUGCACCUGAGUGUGCACUGUAUGAAAAGCAGAAAUGUUGUUAAAAACUGCACUGACAUGUACAGUGAAAUUCUUUUUAAUAAUAAACACUAGUGACUAGGAGUGAGAUCUCCUGAGCACCCUGCAGGUUCCACAGUGUAACAACAGGCGAAGAUCAGACCUUCUCAACUGUAAGUGCAUUUGUUUUUAAAUAACUAAAAUAUAACAUUUUGUUGAAUUUUAAAUGUGAGGUGUUGUUUUAUCUAGUCUCUCAGAACAAUGUUUAUAGUAUUUAAUGCACUGGAAAACCCCCAGGUGCUCCCAGGCUUCCCCAGAUCAUAUUAUUAUUAUUACUAAUAUUAUUAUAAAAACAACAAUAAUAAAAAUUAUUAUUCGGUUU
Cynoglossus semilaevis (tongue sole) is the source of this 2365-nucleotide messenger RNA. RefSeq names its product E3 ubiquitin-protein ligase RNF14-like. Gene Ontology annotation, molecular function: ubiquitin-protein transferase activity; zinc ion binding; protein binding. The record is from RefSeq and is a predicted model, not a curated record. Gene Ontology annotation, biological process: protein ubiquitination. Lineage: Eukaryota; Metazoa; Chordata; Actinopteri; Pleuronectiformes; Cynoglossidae.